Molecule: messenger RNA, 4164 nt
Organism: Mizuhopecten yessoensis (Yesso scallop)
Lineage: Eukaryota; Metazoa; Mollusca; Bivalvia; Pectinida; Pectinidae
Product: sodium- and chloride-dependent glycine transporter 2-like
Exons: 14
Coding region: 122-1999 (625 amino acids)
Biological process (GO): sodium ion transmembrane transport
Cellular component (GO): membrane
Source: RefSeq, a predicted model, not a curated record
AUAGGACUUCUCCACCACAGAUUCUAACGUGUAGACGUAAACAGUGUUUCAGAUUUAUGAUUGAGAUUCUAUUUUGAGCAUAUGCAGUUUUCAACAAAAGCAGCGGUGUCUUGUUAUCUGCAUGACGAAGAAGGAUGAACAUUCUGCAGGACGGGAUGACAGAAAUGGCGAAAUGUUGGACAACAGCGAGUCAAAAGAACGGGUAACAUGGAGCAGCACGUUUGAAUUCGUAGUUUCAUUGAUUGGUUACUCCACAGGGAUGUCGGAUUUCUGGAGAUUUCCUUAUCUGGUAUGGAGAAAUGGAGGAGGUGCUUUUUUUGUUGCCUACGGUCUGACUCUGAUUGUUUGUGGCAUACCCCUAUACAUCCUGGAAAUCUUCAUUGGACAAUAUUCUGGAAAAGGAGUGUUCGAAAUAUGGAAUUUUUUCCCGCUUUUCAAAGGGAUAGGCAUUUCUAUCGCUCUACUAAAUUUAGGUUUUGUGACAUAUAUAUCAACAAUGCGUUACUGGCUGUUAGAGUACCUGAGACAGUCGUUCGUGUACGAGCUACCGUGGUCCUCAUGCGGACACACAUGGAACACUCAUUCAUGUAGGUUGUCGCAGGCACUAUUGUCUUCGAACUCCAAUGAAAGCCUAUGGAAUUCCACGGCAAUCACUACCGCGUACCCAAACAACACGGCAGAUAUUUCAGCAGAGGAGGAAUUUUGGCAGUACACUAUCUUAUCGCUGUCGAGUGGUAUCAAUGACAUUGGAUAUGUGCGAUGGUGGCUUGUGUUAUGGGCAAUUCUCCUCAAAGUAAUCACCGUUGUUUGUCUUCUGAAAAGCGUACAGAGUUUAGGAAAGCUGAUGAUUUUUACCGCAUUUCUGCCUCCGUUUAUUGGAAUGGCGAUGUUAAUACAAGCGUUGACGCAAAAUGGCGCCACAGAUGGUUUGCUCUUCUUGAUAACACCAGAUUUUUCCAAACUGGCAGACUCAAAGGUAUGGAUAGAGGCUGGAUUCAUGGCGUUUUACAGCCUUGGUCCAGCUUGGGGUGGUGUGAUGAUGAUGGGAAGUCAUCUGAAUUUCCACGCUAGCUGUCUGAGAAAUGUGCUGAUCAGCGUCAUUGGGGAUGUUUUUAUAUCGAUAUUCAGCAGUGCCUGCCUGUUCGCUGUCGUUGGUGUAAUGGCAAGCGAGAUUGGUGUUCCGGUAGAGGAUGUUGUUAAAUCUGGAAUAUCCAUUGGCCUGGUAGGCUACAGUCGGGCAUUGACCUACCUACCUGCACCUUAUAUCUGGGCUGUUGUGUUCUUCUUCGCUGUCACUAUUGUAGGACUGGAUUCACAGGUGGUUUGCACUGAGACGGUGGUGUCGUUCAUGGAAGGCUACAGUGCUCGGUUAGGUCGCCAUGGCCACUUACUUCUGGUAGUACUCGUCAGCAUCAUCGCCCUUCUACUAAACCUUCCUUUCUGCACACAGGCGGGACCGUACAUGUUCCAGUUGGUGGACUGGUAUCUACCAACGUGGUCGGUGGUAGUGAUAGCUCUACUAGAGGUUAUAGCCAUAAUGUGGUGUUAUGGCGGCGAUCGUGUUGACUCUGGUUUAAAAGACAUGACUGGGCGAAAAAUGCCACACGUGUUCCGCCUGGCUGCCGCUUAUAUAUCACCAGUCUUGUUUCUGUUGCUGCUCUUAACAAGCUUUGUUAAGUACCGCCCACCAACGUACGGUUCUUACGUCUACCCCGAGUACACUGACGUCAUUGGUUGGCUCAUCUCGUUUUCCAUUGUCAUCCCAAUACCUCUUCACAUCGUCUGGCAACUUAUCAAGUUACCGGGAACGUUCAAGCAGAAAUGGAGAAAGCUCACACAGCCGAGCGGUGACUGGGGUCCUAGUGACAGUGCCUAUCGGCUACAGUACCUGGAGCGGUCACAGACCGAGCGAUCAUUUACAGAAAUAGCCUACUACAAUUUCACUGGUAGAGAGAGAUACCCCACUCAGAAACACCGUGAAACGGUGGCAUUGUAUUGACUUAGGGACUAACAUGCGGUGCUCAUCAUGUAACUUGCAAUUGUUUAUACAUUAUCAAUUAUCCUGUGCAAUUGUUUAUACAUUAUUAAUUCUCCUGUGCAAUUGUUUAUACAUUAUUAAUUCUCCUGUGCAAUUUUGUAGUCAGUCGCUCUGUUCAUAAUCUUUCAUGUAAAUAUCAUCUUAAUCUAGGAAAUAGUGAAAACGUUUAAAGUUUGAUUAUCAUGUGUGUACAUGUGAGGGCGUUUCAAACAAAUCUAAAUAUCAAUUUUAUUAUGACUCUAUUUGAGGUUAUUUUGCUACCGCUUUACCUAAUUGUCCUGUCGUUGUAUACACUAUAGCAGAUAUUUGACGUGGGUUUAUCUCUUUACUUCGAUUAUGAAUGCAUUAUCCAUAUCCUUGAAGUCCCGACAAGCUACGUGAGCCGUAUAUUGUGAUGUUUGAUAACUUCACGGCUACUGAAUGCGUGAAUAUCGUUUUGCAACUGAUUUGCAUAUGAAGUACACAUAAAAGGGAAUAUAAAUCAUGGUUUGACAGAAAAAGCAAGUAAAUGUGCAUCCAUGCAAUGCCGCUAUUCAUAUGUGUUUUGAUGAUAACGUUUUGUAGUUUAUGUAUCUGCGUAUAAAGAAAUGUAUUUUAUAUUAAUUGGAUGUUUUAAGUACGCUACAUUAAAAUUGCAUGUAUACCAUUUUUAACAAUGUCUAAAAAUAUCCUUUUAACUCAGAUUUAAAAGUCCACACUUACCAUCAAAUGAAGGAAUGUGUUCAUAUCUUUCUAUUUAUGCCACACGCAGUUUGCCUCUGACAUCAUAUGUGGAUCUUUGAUGAAAAGAUUACUGUCAUUUUUUAACACAAAAUCUCUGCGGGCUUCAGAUGCAGAUGUUUGCGUUCAUUCUGUAAUCAACAUUUGAAACAAAUUUGAUUCCAUUCCUAUUUACAGAGCAGUAUACUUGCGGAUUAAAGAAACAUAUGCGAUAUGGCCCUAUAACUGAACCCUUUGUCCUUUGUGAACCAGUAAAGUAUGUCUGACACUCAUAGGAUCUAGAAGAUGCCGGUUGUAAAUCGGGUAAGGUUAAAUCACAGAACCUUGUCAUACGCUUUCCAUAAACAUGUUAAAAAACAACCGUUUCAGACACCAACUAUCACCAUACCAAAGCUAAUUUCUGCUGAAUAAUUACCUAUUGCGUAACGUUUCAGUAAAAAUCGACUAAAAUACAAACUGCUGAAAUGGGAACGAGAGCAUUACACACUAGCGAACAGGUAAAUAUAACUUCAUUAUGUCAUUGUCGCAAAGCACCAAAGCAUCAGUAAGAAAAGUGACUUGUAGAUAAAACAGCUAUUAACAUUUUUAAGUAUUGACAUGUUAAUGUUAACAUUUACAUCUCACUCCUUGUAUAGUAAUAAACUAACAACCGAAGGAACAUUUAUAUCAAAACAGUUUAUCUCUAUAUGUAAGUAUACGUUAUCAGAUAAACGGAACGUAUUCACUGAUGGCCUUUCCAUUGAAAACCUGUGUGCGCUCACCCGUGUACAGCAUUUUUAUUAAAUAUUGACAAAGAUGUCUUCUGAUAGUGAUGUAGGUAUUUGUAAUACCCAGUCUACAGUUUACUUACCUGGUACCAAUAUUGCUGCAUCUGUACUAUGAUGGAGGGUUAGUACGGGUUUUAUCUCCUGCUGGUUUAUAUGUGACUGUCCAAUAGUAAGGUCACUACAUAUAAACCAGCAACAAGUGAAGUCUCCAAAAACCCCCUGUUAAAGUACAAAACAACAGUGAAUGACAUCCUAGUCAUGCUUUAACUAUCAAGUAUGUAAGUACUCUUGGGAGGGUGGUGUGUCAUGUAAAAAAGUAGGUCACUUUGACCUAUGAUUUAAUCUUUGACCUCAUCCUUUGAAAUACAUUGUCCAGGACAUAUUUUCUACACCAAAUUUUGUACGCUAGUACAUCUUAGGAUGGUAGUGUAUAUGAUAUGUUUUAGCCUUUUGGCACCAAUAUUUGGAACUUUGAAACGUUCUGGGUCCAUCUGAAUGUCUAUAUUUUGAGUUUCGAAGAAAGCAUUAUUUCUCAUUUUAAACUUUUCCGUUUUCAACAGGUUGAAGAGAACGGUGCUCCUUAGCUUUGUUGAACACCUGUAGGUGUCAAUUGUUUGUUGUAUUCAGAAAUAAAAAUGU